AUGGCCACCACACCCACCAAGAGUGUGGAUGCCGGCGAGGCUGACGCUGGUCCGUUCUGCCCUUCGAUACCGGAGGCAGUCCUCUUCUCGGGAGCCUCCUUGAGGCGCCUUGGGAGCAAGCUCAGUGUGAGCAAUUUGUCUCCCAAGAGCCGCAAGGGCUCCCCUGAGAAGGGACUGGCGAGGCUAGGAGGUGGGCACGUGACCAGGUCGCCUCUGCCGUUGCGAGCAAGACGAGGCUCGCUCAAACCUCUCUCAAUCGUUACAACGGCGUUCCACCCUCUCGACUUCGACAUCAGCCGUGCCUUGGAAGCUGCCAGACAAACAGCUCUCCCUCCCUCUCCUUCUCCGUCCCCUCCCAAAAUGGCCCCUGACAAGCCCAGACAUCGUGCCAUCAUCGACAACAUGCAGAUGUUUGGCACGCAGGUUGAGCCGUUCCCUCCUGUUCCUUCCGCGAGGAUGAAACAGCCAGACGAUGAUCAAGAGACAAUCAGACCUGCUCGCCUCUAUUCGCAAUUCCCGCCAUUGGACACCAGGCAGCGUUCCAUGUCUUCCUCAACUGCACAGAGAUCGACCUUUGGUAUUGAGCGCAAUGAGAACAAUGAGAGAGUCAUCACCGGCAACUUCGCUUCCUUGCUCAACCUUCCCCCACCCGAUAUGAGCCAGCACCCGGCAUUCCAAGCCAAUCCUCAUCUAUCGACAAGCGAUGCGCCAUUGAUGGUCACUACUUCUACCGCGAAAGAGAUUCGGGAUUGGGCAAAGCAGAAGCGCGAGUACGAGGCAGGGCAAGGCCUUCGUCCCAUAACCAAUUCCAAUCCACGCCCUAUUGCUGGCAAUGCCUUUGCUCAAGCUGCUUAUGCCCCAGUCGCCCCUACUCCUUUCACCACGCCUGACCGUCCAGCUCAACCUCGGGGCAUUCGCAUGAACCAGACAGCGAGUCCUUUCUGGAAAGACAAUAGCGCCAGCAAUGUCAAUCUUCCUCGUACCCCCGGACACAAGAGUACGGAGAACACUGGGCUGAGAAGCAAGAUGUCCCGUCUCAACAUCGAUCGAGCCAACACCGAUGCCGACAUCUUUGACAUCCUCGCUGAAGGUUCACCUUCCAGCAAGAAAGUGUCUCAACCACCGAAAACUCCCGUUGAUAGCGUGCACGGCAUCCCAAUGAUAAGCGAGUUUGAACCUCGAAAGACCGGUCUACGCAAAAUGUCUGCGAUGUUUAAGCCGAAGCUGACUAUUGACAAGAAUGCAUCAGACCUGAGUCAAGUGGAACCUCCCAACGCGGAUGGCAGCAACUGGUAUCGACCUGAUCUUGAACUCUACCUCCGUCGCACCUUGAAUGCCUGGUCACGAGACUACAACGAGGGAGAUCCAAAGCCAAGACAUCCAAACACUGGUAACGGUUGGUACUCCCGCAACCUCAAAUGCACCACAUGCAUGGAAGAUUGCUGUCCGGUCUGUAAGCGAGCUUGCUGCGCGUACAAAGCUGCUGUUCUAGCACUACAGAACCAUAAGGACAACCCACAAGCUUUCAAAGUCGCUGACGAUCGAAUGCACCAAAUCACCACUCUUUACCCGUACGGAAAGGAAGUGCCCACAUUCCUUCAGUGCACCAUGGGAGACGAAACAGGCUGUGGCAAGAUGGUCUGCCCCGACUGUUGUGGCCAAUGCCCCAAUGAGAUCUGCCGCGAUAUCCAAUGCCGUAAAUGCAAGAAAGACCCUUGGUCUGAUUGUCUUUGGCAUGAUGAAGAGGCCAAUUCAAGAGCUUUGUAA
Exophiala aquamarina CBS 119918 is the source of this 1767-nucleotide messenger RNA. RefSeq lists its product as uncharacterized. Bases 1 to 1767 code for a protein of 588 amino acids. The transcript has 4 exons. Lineage: Eukaryota; Fungi; Ascomycota; Eurotiomycetes; Chaetothyriales; Herpotrichiellaceae. The record is from RefSeq and is a predicted model, not a curated record.